Messenger RNA from Columba livia (rock pigeon), 14761 nucleotides. It is a transcript of the gene NSD1, whose product is annotated as nuclear receptor binding SET domain protein 1. Gene Ontology annotation, molecular function: histone methyltransferase activity; protein binding. Gene Ontology annotation, cellular component: nucleus. The transcript is spliced from 23 exons. NCBI's taxonomy places the organism in Eukaryota, Metazoa, Chordata, Aves, Columbiformes, Columbidae. Bases 178 to 8673 code for a protein of 2831 amino acids. The record is from RefSeq and is a predicted model, not a curated record.
GCGCGCCGGCGGGAUGGCGGCGGCGGGCGCGCGCAUGCGGGGGAGGGAGGAGGGAGGCGGCGGAGCGGCGCUGGUGGGGCCUGCCCGAGCCGGGUCGGCGCGUCUCGUUCUCGGCCCGCACCGGGUGCAGGCGGCGAGCCGGCCGCGGCGGCCGCAGGUGGAUGCCCGCGGCCUGGCAUGGAGCAGGCCUGCGAAGUGAGCCGCCGCAGCUGCCUCGUCCCGUUCGGUACCUCACUGGCGGCCGCUGAGGCCAAGGGCGGCCCUUUCGGCGAGGGCCGCGGCCCCGAGCCGCCGGCCAUGCAACUGGCCGCCGCCAAGCCUGUCUACGGCCAGGACCCCUCGUCUUGCUACAUCCCGCUGCGCCGGCUGCAGGACUUGGCCUCCAUGAUCAACGCCGAGUACCUCGGCGGCGCCGCCGACGGCGCUGAGGCCCUGCCCGACCCCGACUCGCCGCCCCCCCGCCUCGCCGCACUGCAGGACCCGGCGGCCGGCGCCGACGGACCCGGCCUGGCUGCCGACGCGCCCCGCGGGGCCCUGGCCUUCCCCCUGCUCCUGCGGGACGGCGGGGAGGAGGCUGCGGAGGAGGACGGCGCCGAGACGCCGGAGGAGGAGGACGACGACGACGACGACGACGAAGAAGAAGAGGAGGAGGAGGAGGAAGAGGAGGAGGUGGUUGUAGUGGAGGAGGACGGGGAGGAGGAGGUGGCCGAGCCCGGCUCGCGGAGCCGCGGCCGCCCCGGGCCGCAGCAGGGCCCGAGCAGCCCGCAGCCACCGUGCCUGCAGCCGGCCGAGCCGGUGCUGACAACGGUGCUGGACGGCGGCCCCGGGGACAAGCCGGAGCCCGCGGCCCUCAAGCUCAUCCAAGCCAAGAAGAAACCUACUCCAGUGAAGUAUGAAGUUGGGGAUCUUGUUUGGGCCAAGUUCAACAGACGCCCAUGGUGGCCAUGCACGAUUUGUCAUGACCCAGUGCUGGACUGUCACUCAAAAAUGAAAGUUUCCAAUCGGAGACCUUACCGAGAGUACUAUGUGGAUGCCUUAGGAGAACCUUCGGAGAAAACCUGGGUUGCUGGGAAAGCUAUUGUCCUCUUUGAAGGAAGACAUCAGUUUGAAGAGCUGCCUGUGCUCCGGAGGAGAGGAAAGCAAAAGGAAAAAGGCUACAAACAUAAGGUUCCACAAAGAUUUCUGGCUAAAUGGGAAGUCAGUGUUGGGCAGGCAGAAGACAUUCUUCUCGGGGGGCCAGAGGAUCAGAAGUGCAGCCAGAACUGCAGCGAGCUGGACAGUGAGAGGGAAGCGCAGGCGGAAUACUACACCAACGGCCCUGGAGCAGAACGGGACAGGCAGCUGAACGGCUGUUUUAAAUCCUUGGCGUUUGACUCCAGACACCCGGCCAGUGGAAAAGGAAAAUUGCACAUGAAGCCACAUCUGAAAAAAAGCUCUGACAGCAGAAAAAGGACUAGAGUAAAAAAGAGUGGCGUAAGAGUGGAAGGAUCCAGGGGAGAAAUCCAAGGAAAAAUGACGGAGAGCAUAGUUAGAAACAUGAUUGUUGGAGACCUUCCAGACAAACACGCAUCUCAUGAACUUCGCCGGAUUGCCAACAGCCUAACAGUGUCUGGGAGCACCAGGGAAAACCAUUUGCUUUCCUCCUUUGGAGAAAGACGUUUUGAGAAGACACCUUUGAAACCAGACUAUGAGAAUCGUAAAAGUGAUGCUCUGAAGAAUGCUCUCCAAGGAGACUUGUUUUCCAGUGCAUCUUUGGAGAGAGAGAAGAGCUCCCUGGGCAUUUUGUGCAGUUCCAAAUUACAAAUACACUAUUCUGCAUCUGAUGCUGGUAUUGAGAAAAAGCAAACUGAAUCAGAUUCAUCCUUGUCCCUCUCAGAUGGUGGGAACAGUGAUGUAGAUACCAUGGACCAAAGUUCAGAGAGAGCUUCUAGUGCUCUUGAAGUUAGUGAUUCUUCAGAUAAAGUGGAGAAGGAAUUUCCUAUGACGUCAAGUGGAAACAUUAAGCUUUCCAUGUAUCUUUCUCAGAAGAGCAACAGAAGGGCCAGGAAGAAGUCGUACAGAGACUGCAAACCUCUGGGAGGUUCGGUGACCAGCAGACGUGAUGGUGGAUUUGCGGAUGGGGAGCUUGAAGUAGGCUUCUCUGAUGCUGAGAUGUCAUUGACGGCGCUUGAGUGCUCUUCAGAUGUGAGAAAUGACAAUCUUUCCCUAGCAAACAAGCACACUACUCCCCAAAGCGUUUCCAAGGACAGCUCCUGGCCUGCUGUUGUAAAUCAAGCAAUCUUAAAACCGAAAAGCAUGAAAUUGCCCCGAAUCGGGAGUAUAAAAUGCAAACAUAAAGAAAAAGUUGCUGGGUCGGAGCCUUCUCUUGCAGAAGAGGAGGGUGACGUGAAUCGCUGCUCUUCUGAUACCAAAGGUUUCUCUGGCCUUCAGAGAGAUUCUCUGCAGAGAAGCGGAAAAGCUGAUGGUCAGAAACUGUUAAACAACGUGCACGAGAAGCCCAGGGAUUCUGCUGAAAUCGAAACUGCUGUGGUGAAACACGUCUUGUCAGAGCUGAAGGAGCUGUCGUACCGGUCCAUGGGUGACGAUGCUGGUGACUCUGGUGCUCCAAAGGCCACAGUACCUUUGCUUUUCUCUUCUGCCUCUGGUCACGGUCGUUUGCCUAUUGAGCCAGAUUACAAGUUCAGCACCUUGUUAAUGAUGUUGAAGGACAUGCAUGACAGUAAGACAAAAGAGCAGCAACUGAUGACUGGUCAAAAUAUAGUCCCGUUUCGAAAUACCAGCACAGCUGACGGUUCUGGAAGCAAUUCUGCGAGCGGUCUCAAGUCCUUGUCUGUUGUAGGUCCCCCAUAUAAAAUAGAAAGAAAUGGAGAUUGUGUCCAGGAAACAGUAAACCCAAACUCCGCUCUAAGCAACUCCUCAUUUUCACGCAAUCCUCCAACCAAGUUGACGGGGAUUGGUACUAGUAAAAGGGAGCCCGCGAGUACUGCUGUUUCUGGGACAAAUGGCACAAAUUGCGUGCCCAAACGCAACUGUUCAAAAUCUAAGCAGUCAUCAAAGCUUGGAGAUAAAAAAGUUUCAAACAGAAAGGACUUAAAACCAGGAGGGCCAAGUAAGUUGCUAAGUCGGUUAUCCAGAGAUUCAGGAGAACAUGCAUUCCGCGUGCACGGUUCGGUUACCAGGCCUCUAGGUAAUGAAGCAGAAGAUACUGAGAGGAAAGAGUCUGUUGAUUUAACAGAACAUUCAACUGAUGAAGACUCUGCCUGUUUAUCUGAUGACAAUUUAGAUCGUAUUGGAAGGAGCCCUGAAGCUGGUAGAAAUAUUGAGAGCUGCACUUCUGCUGCAAAUGGGGAGAGUCCAGACUUGGAUUCAGAGGCAAAUAGUGAGAGCUCUCUUGGUGAUGAGUCUAAUGAUAUAAAUCACGUAGCACCCAAAAAGCGAUGGCAGCGUUUUAACCAAAGCAGUGCUAGAUCUAAUAAGCACAUCAGUAGAUCUAGGGAACAAGGAAACUUGGAGAGUGCCUUUGGCCUGAAUUCUCGUGUCUUUUCACUGAAGGGAAAAGAGUGCUUGGGACGUAGGCAUUCCCCUCAUUCAAAGGUGCUUGAGGGAGACCUGACAGGUCAGGACUAUGAGAAUCGUUUAGACUUAGUUGAGAAGCGUUUGAAUGUAUGUGGUAAGCCAAACAACAGUGUGAUGGACUCAGAAACAGAGCUUGGCAACUUUGCUCCCCAGUCUGAAUUCUCUGCACAAGUACAUGCAGAGAGGAAACGCCUUAGAAAGCCAAGUAAACGGCUUCUGGAAUAUGCAGAAGAAUAUGAUCACUUAUUUGCACCCAAGAAAAAAUCAAGGAAGGGCCAGGAGCAAUUGCAAAAGGUGAAUUCUGUGGUGAGGUCUGAGUUUGAAGAUCUUCCUGCACAAUGCAGUCCUGACAGAGAUACCCAGCGGGGGCCGAGUCCUUUGGUUUCAACUCCAUCUUCAACCAAAGAGUCCCCUCCCAUCCUCGAAGCAGAGUGCUCCUUCUCAGAACUAGGAUCUCAUUCUGCUGAUCCCACUGAUAGACUUCUAGAAGGACCUUCAGACUUUCCAGAGCUGGUGCUGUCUUCCUCAGAUGUUUCUGAAGUUUCUGCUUCUCCAGAUGCAGACGAGAGAUUCCUGAAAUCAGGGAACUUUGAAAGCAAGCGUCAAAGGAAGCCCACGAAAAAGCUCCUGGAAUCCAAUGAUUUGGACACUGCCUUUAUGCCAAAGAAGGAGGAGUGGACUCCCCCAAAGAAGAACGCUGGCCCCUCAGAGAGCGACAACUCCGAGCUCUACUCGCCAACCCACUUCUCGGACCUGGGGGAAGCUUCUGAAAAGCUCUUGGAGAAGCAGCGGAAGCGGAAGAGACAGCGCCAUGCCUCUGCAAUGCAUUCCAAGAAGGAGAGAAAUGAGGAGGGGCUGGGGGAGACCCCACACUCUGAGGGGGAGACAUCGGUUCAUGGGACUGCUGCAAGCCCCAAAGAGGGUAAUGAAGAGGGGUCAGAGAACGACCACGGAGUGCCUUCGUCCAAAAAGAUGCAGGGGGAGCGUGGAGGAGGAGCAGCUCUCAAGGAGAAUGUGUGUCAGAUCUGCGAGAAGCCGGGGGAAUUGCUGCUGUGUGAGGCGCAGUGCUGUGGUGCUUUCCACCUGCAGUGCCUUGGGCUCUCCGAGAUGCCAAAGGGCAAGUUCAUCUGCAACGAGUGUUCCACAGGGGUCCAUACCUGCUUUGUGUGCAAGAGCUGCGGGGAAGAUGUCAAACGGUGCUUGCUGCCCCUCUGUGGGAAGUAUUACCACGAAGCGUGCAUACAAAAGUAUCCACCCACGGUCAUGCAGAACAAGGGCUUCCGAUGCUCCCUGCACAUCUGCAUGACUUGUCAUGCUGCUAACCCAGCAAACAUCUCUGCAUCUAAAGGUCGCUUGAUGCGCUGUGUGCGAUGUCCGGUUGCAUACCACUCCAACGACUUCUGCCUUGCCGCCGGCUCCGUGGUCCUCGCCUCCAACAGUAUCAUCUGCCCCAACCACUUCACUGCGCGAAGGGGCUGCCGCAACCACGAGCACGUCAAUGUCAGCUGGUGCUUUGUCUGCUCAGAAGGGGGCAGCCUUUUAUGCUGCGAGUCGUGCCCGGCUGCAUUUCACCGUGAGUGUCUAAACAUUGAGAUGCCAGAGGGAAGCUGGUAUUGUAAUGAUUGCAAGGCAGGCAAAAAACCACACUACAAAGAAGUAGUCUGGGUGAAAGUUGGGCGCUACAGGUGGUGGCCAGCUGAGAUUUGCCAUCCUAGGACAAUUCCUGUCAACAUCCAGAAAAUGAAACAUGACAUCGGCGAGUUCCCCGUGCUGUUCUUCGGCUCCAAGGAUUACCUGUGGACACAUCAGGCCCGUGUGUUCCCUUACAUGGAAGGUGAUGUCAGCAGCAAAGACAAGAUGGGGAAGGGCGUGGAUGGCAUAUACAAGAAAGCUCUUCAGGAAGCUGCAGUAAGAUUUGAAGAGUUGAAGGCACAGAAAGAACUGAGACAGCUUCAGGAAGACAAAAAGAAUGACAAGAAACCUCCUCCCUACAAACACAUCAAGGUGAACCGGCCGGUGGGUAAGGUGCAGAUCUUCACUGCAGACCUGUCCGAGAUACCGCGUUGCAACUGCAAACCAACAGAUGAAAACCCGUGCGGCCUGGACUCGGAAUGCAUCAAUCGCAUGUUGCUUUAUGAAUGCCACCCCAUGGUCUGCCCUGCUGGGGAGCGCUGCCAGAACCAGUGCUUCUCCAAGCGCCAGUAUCCCGAGGUUCAGAUUUUCCGCACGCUGGCACGAGGCUGGGGCUUGCAAGCCAAAACAGACAUCAGAAAGGGUGAAUUCGUUAAUGAGUAUGUUGGGGAGCUAAUUGAUGAAGAGGAGUGCAGAGCCCGAAUCCGCUAUGCUCAGGAGCAUGACAUCACCAAUUUCUACAUGUUGACACUGGAUAAGGAUCGAAUCAUUGAUGCUGGACCAAAGGGCAAUUACGCUCGAUUCAUGAACCAUUGCUGCCAGCCAAACUGUGAGACUCAGAAGUGGUGUGUGAAUGGCGAUACUCGGGUUGGGCUCUUCGCACUUGUGAAUAUCAAAGCUGGGACUGAGCUGACUUUCAACUACAAUCUGGAGUGUUUGGGAAACGGAAAGACCGUUUGUAAAUGUGGUGCCCCAAAUUGCAGCGGCUUCCUAGGAGUGCGGCCAAAGAGCCAGCCCAGCCUCACCGAGGAGAAGUCCAAGAAGCUCAAGAGACGGCCGCAGAUGAAGCGCAGGUCGCAGGCAGAGGUGAUGAAGGAACGAGAGGACGAGUGUUUCAGCUGCGGGGAUGGAGGGCAGCUGGUUUCUUGCAAGAAGCCGGGCUGCCCCAAGGUUUACCACGCCGACUGCCUCAACCUGACCAAGAGACCCGCAGGAAAAUGGGAGUGCCCGUGGCAUCAGUGUGAUAUGUGUGGUAAGGAAGCAGCUUCCUUCUGCGAGAUGUGCCCCAGGUCCUUCUGCAAGCAGCACCGGGAAGGCAUGCUCUUCAUCUCCAAGCUGGAUGGACGUUUAAGCUGCACAGAGCAUGAUCCCUGCGGGCCUAACCCUCUGGAGCCAGGAGAAAUCCGUGAGUAUGUGCCUCCCAUAGAAGCCCUGGCUAAUGACGAGGACACGCAGCCACCGGAGCAGCUCCCUGCAGACACAGACCUGAGCGUUCAGCCUCUGGACAGCCCACCUCAGUCUGUGGCCCUCAGAGUGCAAUCACCAGAAAAGCCCCCCGCCACCCUAGCACUGAGGCUGCCGCCGUCAGACAAGCCCACCACCACCCUGGCCCUGCGGCUGCAGCCCUCAAACAAGCCCCCCACCACCCUGGCCCUCAAGCUGCCUCCACCAGAUAAACCACCUGCCACCCUGGCACUGAGACUGCCACCGUCAAAUAAACCCCCCACUACCUUGUCACUGAGGCUGAAGCCAUCCAACAAACCCCCCACCACCCUCUCGCUCCGGCUGCAGCCUUCAGACAAACCUCCCACCACCCUGUCGCUCCGCCUGCAGCCGUCGGACAAGCCCCAGGCUGCCCUGUCCCUGAGGCUGCAGCCAGAGAAGCAGCAACCCAUCAUCGUAGCGCUGAGGCCUCAGCAGCCCGACAAACCUCCCACCAACGCGGUGCUGUGGCCGCUGGACGAGUCCUCCGGUGACGCCUCGCAGUCUGACCUGCCGAGCAAAUCUCCUCCGGGAACUCCACAGUCGUCGGAUGAGUCGCUUGUCACCGCUGCUGCCCUGCAGCUCCAGCUGUCGGACGAGCCUCCUGCUGCCGCCGAGGUUUUGGAGUUAUCGGACGAGUCUCUCCUUGACACCGGGAGCCAGCACCCCGAGCUGCUGGAGGAGUUCCCAGAGAAAUGCCUGCAUCCUCAGCUGUCGGACAGACUUCUCAGCGUGGCAGGGACCCUGCAGUCCCAGCUGGUGGAUGAGCCUCCUGCGACCGAUCAGCCUGAGCCUCUGGACAAAGCUCCUGCCCAGAGUCCGCAGCCUCAGUCUGUGGAAAAGGCUCCCGGCUUCAUGGUGCCGCAGGUCCCAGCAUCAGAGGUGGCUCCCGGUGCUGGGGUCCUGUGGCCUCUGCCCAUUGGAAAAGUCCCCAGCUCCCCGGUCUCACGGAUCCUGCCUAUAGAGAAGGCUCCUCUAUCGGCUGUGCCCUGGCCCCCACCUCCAGAGAAGGCUUCCUUCUCCGGGGCAGUGCGGGUCCCCGCUGUGGAGAAGGCUCCCAGCUCCGGGCCGCCCCGUCCCCUGCCUCUGGAGAAGGCUCCUGGCUCCCGGUCACCACACAUCCUGCCCACGGAGAAGCCUCUCGGCUCAGGGGCCCUCCGCAUCCCACUCACACAGAAAGCGCUGGCCCCUGGGGUGCUGCGACCGCUGCCUCCGGAGAAGGCUGCCGACUCCGUGGCCCUGCGGGUCCUGCCUUCAGAGAAGGCUCUUGGCUCCGGGGUGGCCCGGCCUCAGCUCUUGGAGAGGCCACUCACUCUUACAGCUCCGUGGCCUCAGGCGUCGGACAAGCUGGCAGCUGCCGUGGCUCCUCGGCCUCAAGCCUUGGACAAACCUCCGGCUGCGUCAGCACUGAGGCUGUUGCUGUCAGAGAAGGCGCUGCGGCCUGUCGACCAGAACGCUCAGCCGAAGGAAAGAGGAGCCCCCGGUGUGGAGCUGAGUCCCCAGCAGAAAGAGAGGACCAUGUUAGCUGGGGAGCAAAUCUCUUGGUCUGCUGGGAAGGCAGUGAUGCAUGUCGGACAGGUACCUUGGCCUACAGAGAAACUACAGACACAUGAGCAAACCCACUGGCCCACGGCAAAAGCGCUGACCCCUGCAGAGCAGUCUCCCCGGAUAGCAGAGAAACUACCAGAGCCGACCCUUCAGCCUGGCUGGGAAGUGGCCUCAGCCCCCGCAGAGCAAACCCCUUGGACAUCAGAGCGAUUGCGUGCGUUUGAGCAGACCCCUCGGCCAGCCAGGGAAGCGCCGGUGCCCCCGGAGCAGGUGCAGUGGCUUGUCACAAACCUUCAGACAAUUGACCAGAUUUCUUGGCUGAGUGGAAAAGCAAAGACUCCUCGGGGCCAGGACCCUUUGCCUGAACAAAACACAGCGCUGGCCUGUAACCAGGAUUCUGUCUGUCAUGAGUUGGCCGACUCAGAGCCAAAGUGAGGUUGGUGAAUAUGGGAGACAGGUUUCAGUCUUUUAAUGUUUAGGGAGGGGGUCUUUUUUUUGUUUCUUUUUUAUUCACUCCCCUGAGCCCAGCCCCUGACCCGUGCACAUCCCAUCCGUAUUCUCUCAUGACGUGAGCAAGGACAUUCACAGUCUUGAGUGUGGCCCAGCCGAAGGGAGAGAGCAUCUGUGACCUUUUCCUCUUCCUUUUACAAAUGGUAAAGCUGAAAUAAAGAGUCCACUCUGGGUAAAAAAAAAUCUCCAAUUCCAUUGGAAUAGUCACAUUACUGAUCCAGCAUGUUCGAGCUUCAGGUCUGUAGGCGGGUUCCCCGGUACAGCCAGGGGCCUCGCUCUCGUUACCGUGUUUAGAGGGAGCAGAUCUGUCAGGCUGCCCAGGACCAGAGGUGUUCCAGGGAUCGGGCGCUGAGCAGUCAGUGUGUGCCCUUGGACUCUGUGGAAGAGGGAAGGGGUUUAUCUGUCGUCUGCCCUGGCCUCUGUCCCUGUAGGGUGUUGCUUUUCGAGGUUGGUCCAUACGUUCGCUGGGACACGCGGCGUGUGUGGGUCACCGAAGGACAGGUAUUGUCUCUAGCGGAGCUGGGAGAGAAGCUCAGUGCAGUUUUCUCCAGCAACAGGCAAUAUCCAUUCAGGCUCCUUUGUACAAAACUGCAGGUGGCCAGGCCUGAGAAACAGGGAAGCUGGAGGAGGUCAGGGAAAGGAGAGGUCUUGGAAGAAGCCUCUGGCUGUUUUGUCAUCCUUGUGUCUUAAUCCUUUAGCACAGUACAUGCAGUGUCUCCUGCGUUUGAAAACGUUGUGACCUGUAAAGCAGCAAUAGCAGAGCAGGGCAGAGUGGCGUUUCCUCGAGGUGCUGAGCACCGUCCCAGCAGGGUGCGGGUGCUCCCUUUCAAAUUUCCAUCCAGUCUCUUCUUGACUUGUGUCGUCACCAGGAGCCAGCAGACUGAGCGGUCCUUUCUCCCCUCAGACGUGUUCAGGACGUGUUCACACUGCGCCUGCUCUUCCUGGCAGCGGGCGCACCGCUGAGCUGCAAACGGAGCCCGUCCCGGUCACCGCGCAGCGCAGAGGCGAGGGUGCCGUGGCUGGAUCGGGACCCAUCUCGACGGCUUCCCCUUGGGUAGCUUCUGGCUUAACUCUUCUGCAACCAAAGGAGACUUGAAUUAACUGGACUGUAUUGGUGUGCAUGUGUGUGCGCGCGUGUGUCCUUCCAACUGAAUAGUAGUUCUCACACUGGAACACGGUGGGCUCCAGCACCUGGCUGGCUUUCUUGUUUCCUCUUCUCCCUUUUCCAGUUGAGGAGAUGCUGAGUACCUGGUGGGUGUCAGGCUGGCGUCCAGACUAGACCUGCUGAAAGCGUUGAGGCACAAGUUCACUUGGCUGCGGUGUUUGCAGGGCAAACAGUAGAGUCCCAGGGACCUGCGGAGUGUCUGGCGGCCACCGGCACCCUCGCAGGCGGGAGGAGGACGGGCACCCCGCGAUGGGGACCGUGUCCUGCCAAGGACACGCUGCUGACCAGCGCCGUCCCGCUCUCCCAGCGCGUUACCUCUGCGGCUCCUGAGCUCUGCCAGUCCGGGCACCGCAGCCUCGGGUCUUUGUUCCUGUCACCAGAGCCUUGCGCAGCCCCGUGUGUCCUUCUCCUUCUGUACAGGUCCCUGCAGGAACAGGAGCACGUGGCUCCGGGCCGACCCUCUCCUGCGAUUCGGGAGCACGUCCUUGUUCCCGCCUGGCUUGCAAAUGCCGCUGCUCCCAGAGCAGGCGGUCGGGAGCUUUGCAGUGUUCUAUGGAGGGAGGCAGACGCUUGUACUGACACAAAUCCCCAUCCGUUCUCCUUUCCUGACAACGUCCUGCUGUACAGGCUGGGUGUGCUGGGCACGAGGGGACGUCACCAGUGCUGUGGUGCAUCUCUUCUUUAGUCCGAAUCAUUUCAGAUCCUCUGUAGAAUAGCUAGUGACGUCAAAAAGCUUUAUGGCUUAUGGAAACUUACCGUGUGAUGUUUUUUUCCGGGAAGACUGGCAGGUUGGUUCCUGCUUGCUGCUGAAACUGGGAAAAUGCAAGCAGCUUGUGUUUCUGCGUGACUCCUGCACAAAGGGAAUCAGGACAACUCCUCAGAGCCAUUGAGAGAGAAGAUAAUCUAAGGGCAUUCAUUAACUUUUUUAAACAAAAUUUUAAAAUGGUAAUGAGGUUCAGUAUAUUGAGUAUUUAUCAUGUGUGAGAAGGAAAAUAAAUCUUGAAUUUACAUUUAUAGGCCUUCCCAUGAGCUGGACUUAGUCAUGUAGAUUGUGUAAGUAGGGUUGCCUCGGUGCCAGCCGCCCAGCCAGCUACAGCUGUAACCAGAGUAUCCGCACUGCUCUGUCCACCUCCGCUUCGCGUUGUCACGUGUUAACUUAGCUACUUGUUUCAUGAAAAAUAAACUGUGAAUAUUUUUGGUGCAGGCUUUUUUAAAUCUGUAAAAUGGAGAAGUUCUCAAUGGAUUCUCGUAAGUGCAGGUUUGAAAAAUCAUUUAUAUAAAUCGUGCUCAUGUAACAGGGUGUGAGGUUCACAGCAGCACCUCCCACGCAGCAGGCUCUUACCCUAAAGCUUCUUUUGAACAGUGAACGUGGAUUUUAACCGUUGCAUGGCAUUGCAAACCCACAGCCUUAUUCCUUGCGUCUGACCGUACCCCACCUCUUUUCUUGUCUCCUUUCACGCCUUUUCCACAAGGAUCCGGGUUUCUGGCUCUCGACCUCCCAGCUGGAAAGUUGACUUCAGUGUAGCUGGGAGGCUGCUCGGUGAAGUUGGUGUUUGGAAAUGCAACUGAAGGUAGAAGCCAGUGAGCUGCUCAUCCCUCCUCACCCUCGUUGGGCCCCUGGGCAAUGCUCUGUCAGAUCAGGACGGCAUUUCAGGCAUUCGUGGGGCUUGCAGGGGAACAGGGGUGCUGGGGGAGUGGCUGUGCUGGGUCACCUCAGCGGGGCCUGGCCGGGUGUGGAGACGGGUCCUGGCAGCCCUGUCCUGCCCAACCCGCCAUUGCCAGCAGCGGGAGUAAGCAAGCUAUAUUAUUAUCAUAUGCCUGCCUUCGUCAGCAGGGAGAAAUGGGAAGCAGCUCCAGGCAACACAGCCCGGUAGAAAGGAAAUACGGGCUUUCCAGCACUUGAGGAGACCGUGGCUGCUGGUGGCAGCUGCUGGUGUUGCCUUGGAGGAGAAGAGGGAGAUGCCUGUACGGACCGAGUCGGGUUCUUCUUCUGCAGUUCAUUGCUGUCUUUGGAGUUCUGCCAGUUUGAAUCACGGGUGUUUUUAACGUAGAGGAAGGCGGCAGGUGACAAACCCCUGGCAGAUGGUUCCUGCGGGAGAGAGGCUGUGCAGCUCUGCUCCUUGCGCCGCGCUGGGGCCGGCGAGGGGCGCGCGUGGCUCUGCCGGGGCCGAGGCCACCGUGCGCUGCUGUGCUGGAGGGAUCUGACCCCUUGGCCACCAGCAGUCUCAGGUCAGGUGUCAUUGCACACAAGGUGGGAAGGAGGCGACUCUUGUGUUGAUUCGCUGUUGUGAGAGUUGUAGAAGCAGCAUCAGGGGGGUGAUGAUUUCUGCUCAGAGCCAUGUCCCUUUCCCUGCUGUCCUUGGGAGGCUCACGGGAACUUCCCAGGGUCACGAGCCCGCUCCCACUUGUAGGAAUGGAUCCCCCUUCCCAGUUCCGAAAGGGAUGAAGGAUUUGCUCCCAUACAAACGCUUCACGGGGCCGGAGGGGAGCGGGCACUGUCCUGCGUGGCUCGUCCCGUCAGCACCACUUGCUGGGCUGGUGCCCACUGGCAAAUCCAGCCAAAAAGCAACCGCUUUAAGGGGUAAUCCCAUACUGCGCAUCUUCAGAUACUUAACUAGCUGAUAGUAGCUUGCUUUAUUGCUCUUCUUGAGUUAAAACUUUUCCUAUUUAACAAAAAAAACCCCACAAGAACCAGAUUCACUUCAAUGCACAAAGUGUCCGGGUGGUACUGUGGGAGUAUGUGUUACAAUUCAGGGUUAAACCCCCCCAGCCACAGGCUUCGCUUUGAAGGUGUGACUUAGUGAAAUGCAGGAGAUGAGAGAGAUGUUUGAAGGACAGUAACAUACCAAGGUGAGAUAAUAUGGAUUUAGGGUGCUAGAAGAGCUUCAGCUCCACAGAACAAGGAAGAAAAAGAAAAACAAAUCAACCGCAACCCUGACGCACGUCGGCAGCGGUUUGAGCUGAGUGUGCUGCGCCGAUCCUGCCCGGGGACUGAGAAACCUCAGACCUUCAACACCUUCUGUUUAUAUUUUAAUUUCAGCCUUAACUUUGGAUUUUGCUUGAUGUUUGGAGUAACUGUAAUUGUAACCUGCUUGUAAUGUGCUUUGCCCUAAAAUUAACUGAUGAGGCUUUUCAGGCUUUGCCAGCCAGUGAGUGUUAAUGCAAAGUGGCAAACCGUGCAGCUACUCUGAGAGUACAGAGGGGGCCGGCGAGGGCUCACACCGUGUUUGAUCCCCCAGGCUUUGUCUGUGCUAAUGAAUCCCCUGUGACAGUGGUGAUGCUGGUGGCAGCGUUAGCAGCCAGAGGCGCGCGGCUGGGCUGCCGGGGCUGGGAGCUGGGAUGCUGGAGCGUGGGGACAGCUCUGCCGCUUGCCUGGCUUCAUCAGAGUCCCGCCGGCGCGGUGGCAGUGCCCUCGCCUAGCAGGAGGUGGGAAAAGGACAACAUUUCUGCUGCGGAUCCUCCAAAAGCGACCUCAGCCAAGUCCGGUGCGGGGGGACAGCGUGUGUGAGCUUGGGCUGGAGAAGUGGUGGUGAUGGACAGUCCCUACAGCACUGAAUCUACCUCCUAGGGAAAUCUGAGAAAUGGGUGUUGCUAUGUCCUAUUUCAAGGUAAAGUUUUAACCAGUUUGCCCUUGGCGAAGCACUUGGGCUAUUGUGGUGCUAUUGUAACCGUUGGCAGCUUAGCACAGUAGGGCUGGAGGGAUGGAGGUUUGCUCGCCGGUGAGUCCGUCCCUGGUAGCUGGGGCUGGGCUUCGGCGUGCGGGCUGAGCAGGACGAGGCGUGACUCAGUUCCUUCGGUUUAUGAUGGUUUCGAGACCCAAACCAGCGUGCCAGUGGGCCCCGGGAGCGAGUGGAGCCACGUGAAGCAAGGCAGGCGUCCGCUAACUGCAUGUUCUUUGUGUCCGUUUGGUACUGAGCUGGUUUCAGUUUUUGGUUUUGUUUUGUUGGGUUUUUUUGUGUUUUGUUUUGGGUUUUGUUUUUUUUUUCCCCUGAUGUUUCCAAGUUGUUGACUUCGAGGAACUGGGUUUUGUGAAUUUUUUUAGACACUGGGAACUUGUGAAAAGGAAAAGCAGCAGCACCGGGAGGCUCAAGGUGGCUGGAGCUGAGGGUGGCCCCGGCCGUGCUGGGUGGGAGGAUGUCAGGGGUGCUGCCGCGGGCAGGCAGGAGCAGCUCUCCUUUAGGCAGCGGCGUUCCUGGCCCUGCUCAGCUCUGGUACCAUCUCCAGCGCCCCGUGACGCACCCGAUGUGUCGGAUACCGCGCCUGGCGUCGAGUGUCCCCUGCCGCCCUCCGGUGCCACGUGCUCUUGGCUGGGAUCCUGCUGCCAGCUGGGCUGGGGGCCCCGGGGCGGGGGUGCAGGAGGCAUCGCUGCGCUCAAGCAGCGGCACAAGCUGUGCUGAAGCCACGAGCAGGUUUGCUUGGAGCGGGGAAGCCUCGGUGUGAGCAGCCCCACGCUGGGGGGAGCCCCCGUGGGGUCCCAUCCCGUGGGCUCGGCCAGAGGGGAGCGGGCAGGAGUUGGGGUGCUGGGGCCAUCCUGAGCAAACGCUGCGUGGGGGACGCGUGGGCGCUUGGCCCUGGCCAGGACUCCUCUGUCGGUUCUAAGCGGGGAUGCCAGAGCAGGUGGGAGAAACCUACAUAUUUCCAGCAUGUAUAUUAUUUUUAGAAGAGGGAGAGGGGAGAGUCUUGGACCAUUGAUUACUUUCAUUUUGCUCCCCUUAGACUGUUGGCUGUGUAUGUGAAACUUAUAAUGAAAAGAGGGUUGCCCUGCCCAGGUGCUCCCAGAACAUGUACUGUAAUUCUUUGUAUAUAGAUGAAAAAUUACUGUAAAGUAAAGUUUAACUUUACUCUUGA